AAAGAGAGAAAGAAGGAAGCCAUUUUGGUUCCACAGUGACAUGUCUGCCUGCUCUUUGCCUUCUUCUCUCUGGUUUCUGCCCCUCGUGAGACGCUCGGCGAGCUAGAGUGCGGAAGGAGUGGUGAGGAGCAAGGCCCGUUGAGCAGAAGGACCGGUAACAUAAAAUCUGGAGAAAACCCACAAGGCCGAGGCUUAAGAAGAAAACGUAGAAAUCAUCCCCAGGUGAACGCCAAAUGGUGGCGUCCUCACAUUAGAGUAACACACGUGUGGGUUUGUUGUCAGCCAGACAGGCUUUGUGUCUUUGAGAGUCGAGGGCAACGCAGGAUGAGCUCAGACCGGGUGCCGUCCAGGUCGGAGGUGAUGGGGUGGAACCCCCAGCAGUUGGCAGACUACCUGAAGAGGAUGAGUCUGUCCGGCUGUGAUAAAGCUGUGCUGAAGAACUCUAUCAGCGGCUCCAGAUUUGUGAAUCUGAGCGACAAUGACCUCCAGAAAUUCCCCAAGCUCCACGCUCCGAUCAUCUCCAAGAUCAGCAGUGAAAUCAGCAAGAAGGAGGAGAAGAGAGGCCUGUUUGGGAAAAAAUUGACGAAAUAUCAGGAGCCAGUCACCACCGCCGCUGAUGUUCAGGGCUGGGGUGAAGACGAGUUUGAUGAUGACUUGGACAAUGAAUACGAGAGUCCGUGCAGCGGGGACGAGAGCAGCGGGGGAGACUACGAGUCACCGAAUGAUGAAGUAGAUGGAAACGACUAUGAGCCUCCUCCGUCCGAGCCUCCGGAGGACCUGCAUCACAAGCUGUGCCCCACCCUGCCCAUCGGAGAUGACGACUACAUAGAUAACCUUGCGCCAACCAGAGGACAACCUCCUGCUGUGAAUCCCCGCUCCCCAGCCUUCACCCCGCCUGCUCCAUCUGCCCGGAUGCCAGGAGAGCCGUCCUCUAGGAGAGACCCCUCCCCACAAUGUGGUGGGCGACCAGCAGGAAAAAUUCCUCCAGGGCCACCACAGAUUUUUCGUGCCAACAAACCGGGCAAACCCAACCCGUCCCCCAUGCGAGGACCUCACUGCAACACAGUGGACAAGCCAAGCAGACCAUCUUGGAAGUCUCAGCCGGGCGCCCCCGAAGCCUCCACCUGGCCUAAACCUCCUGUUGUCCCGUCACCCGCCUCCUCCAUCAGCAGGAGCGGCUCUUCGGCCCGGCCUUCGCCCAACAGGUUUGAUGACAGGAGAGAGCAAACACACGAUGAAGCUCCCAAACACAACACCUUUCCCCUCUACAAUAAAGGUCUGCCACCCCGUCCUGGAAUCCCUGGGGCCACCUCCCGUUACGGUCCGCCUCCCAGUGCCCCCACUGCAUGCUCUCUGCCUCACAAACUGCAGUCUGCGCUGGCUGAACACAGAGGCAGCUUCAGCGGAGCCCACAGCAGACAGUCAUUUCGUCCUCCUCCACCCACAGCUACAACAGACACAAAGGGGCUGGAUCCGGUCUGGUACAUGGGUAAAGUGACCCGAGGUCAGGCAGAACGAUAUCUGAAACAAGUCAGAAAGGACGGGGUGUACUUGGUGAGGGACAGCACCCAGCAGCUGGCCGAUCAGCCCUACACCCUGAUGGUCUUCUACCAGGACAAGGUCUACAACAUCCAGAUCAGACAGCAGAACCAGCAGUUCCUGCUGGGAACCGGACUCAAAGUCCAAGAGUCUUUUCCAUCAGUGAGUGAAAUCAUCAGCCAUUACGCCCAGUCUCCUCUGCUCCUCAUCGAUGCCAAAAACCGCAGCUCUGGCCAGCAGAAACAGUGUAUGCUGUCCGACCCAGCUGGAUCCUACAUGAGCGGGCAGAGCUGGUCCUGACCAGAUCGGACUGACCCGGAGGGAAGCCCGACAGGCAGGGUUCAGAUGAGCGUCCACGUUAUACGUCACUAGCUGGUGUUGUAACCCAU
This is a messenger RNA of Monopterus albus (swamp eel), 1928 nucleotides long. RefSeq names its product lymphocyte cytosolic protein 2a (gene lcp2a). NCBI's taxonomy places the organism in Eukaryota, Metazoa, Chordata, Actinopteri, Synbranchiformes, Synbranchidae. The transcript is spliced from 22 exons. Gene Ontology annotation, molecular function: protein binding. Bases 325 to 1839 code for a protein of 504 amino acids. The record is from RefSeq and is a predicted model, not a curated record. Gene Ontology annotation, biological process: cell surface receptor protein tyrosine kinase signaling pathway; intracellular signal transduction.